This is a messenger RNA of Fusarium musae, 1554 nucleotides long. RefSeq lists its product as uncharacterized. The record is from RefSeq and is a predicted model, not a curated record. Lineage: Eukaryota; Fungi; Ascomycota; Sordariomycetes; Hypocreales; Nectriaceae. Bases 1 to 1554 code for a protein of 517 amino acids. Gene Ontology annotation, molecular function: iron ion binding; monooxygenase activity; heme binding. The transcript is spliced from 3 exons.
AUGUCAGACACAGUUAUAUCACUUGUUGACUCUUCUAUUUACAUGCUUCAUGCCGCGAUCCACCAUCCCUAUCGUCUGGCUCUGUAUAUCAUUGUUAUUUACUUUACUCGUCGCAUCCUCAAUCGACUUCUGGUGCCUCCACCAAUUUCUGUUGCGCCACGUAUUCCCACGUAUCUACCCUUCGGAAUCGACUUUAUCGUCUGGUCCUCAUACUACAACUCAACGAACCAAGACCUUAAGUUAUGGUCAAUGAUCUUCCGUCGUUACGGGCGAGGAACGGCGCCAUAUACUGCUGAGGUUGUUCUUGGUGGUGACCGUGUUAUCUUCACCGCAGAUCAUGAGAAUAUCAAAGCUGUCCUGGCCACCAAAUUCUCUGACUAUGGUAAAGGACCAAAGUUUUAUCACGACUGGAAGGAAUUCCUAGGAGAUUCCAUCUUUGCGACUGAUGGCCGACUUUGGCAAGAUGCUCGAGGGUUGAUCAAACCCUUGUUUCUGCGUCAGCGCAUUGAAGACUUGGCUGUCUUUGAGAAGCACACAGUUAAAUUGACUAGAAUGCUCCAAGGUCCCGAGGGUCAACCUAUUGGCGUGGAUGUGAAAGAUCUUUUCUUCCGCUUUACCCUCGACGUAGCCACGGACUUUCUGUUUGGGCAAGCUAUAAACAGCUUGGAUAACCCCAGAGAACAAUUCAUGGAAGUUUUUAUCUCUGAAACAUUGUCCCUCGAGCGCGACGAGCUAGAAAAGCUCACGAAAUCUGAUCGCGGCUACACGUUCCUCAGUGCUCUGGCUUUAUACACACGAGAUGCUAAACAGAUACGGGAUCAACUUGUAGCUGUACUUCUCGCUGGUCGAGAUACAACGGCAGCCACUCUUUCAUGGGUGCUACAUGAGCUUUCAGGCCAUCCGGACAUGGUUCGUCGCCUUCGCCAGGAAAUUGCUCAACAUGUCAAGCCUGGCCAGAAUCCGUCGUUUGCAGAGUUGAAAGCAAUGAAAUAUCUUCAGGCUAUCCUCAAUGAGACCCUUCGCAUGUACCCAGCCAUUCCUUUCAACAUGCGAAUCGCCCUGGACGACACAUCGCUGCCUCGUGGUGGAGGGUCAGAUGGCAAUCAAUUCAUCUCAGUGAAGAAGGAUACAAUCAUUGCAUAUACGCCACUUGUGAUGAUGAGGAGAAACGACCUCUAUCCAGCCACAUAUAACAAUGGAGACAAGUUUCCGGAUCCCAAUACUUUUGAUCCAGAGCGUUGGUUGCACCCUUCAGUAUUACACACUUCUGAGAAGGGCGCGGACGCAUCGGAGACGAAGGCCAGCGGCGUCAACAACAAAGAAUGGUCACCUCGUCCUUGGACCUACAUUCCUUUCAAUGGUGGUCCUAGAAUCUGCCUUGGGCAGCAGUUUGCUCUCACAGAGAUGGGUUAUACGCUUGUGCGCAUCUUUCAACAAUUUGCGCGAGUUGAGCGACGCAUGGAACCGGAUGAGAUGGGUAUCCUGUCAGCGAAUAUUGUUCUCACGCCAAAGAAUGGAGUCAGAGUUGCCUUUUUCAAGGAGGAAGAAGACUGA